AGGCUACCCUAGGACCCAGAAUAAUCUGUAGCUACCAGCUGCGUUUCUUUUGCACAGGCUGCCAUCCAUUGCGUUUCAUUGUCAAGGACAGAGAGCAAGCGGGAGGGAGAGAGAGAGGAAAAACAGAUAGGUAUCCAAGGCAUAACAUUUUUUAAAAGGGCAGUUCACUGCAUCCAUCUAAUUCUUUGGGAGGGGAGGGGGCAACAGAAUCUGUAUUGUUUUGGCAACGUUGGAGAGGGGAGGGGCACUGCAUGCCUUUGGCAAUACAUCAUGUACGGACCCUGAGAUAACCAGCUGUAUAGGUGACUUUUCAGGUAGGCGUAUAUAGGUGGCUUGCUCACAGGUUUGCUGAGCAGUUUUCUUGGUAGCAUAUUGUUUGCGUAAGAACAGGACUAGCCAGUCUAUUCAUUCUGCCAAGAAACCAGAGAGCCAGUGCCUUUUCAUAUGCAAAGAAAUCCAUCUCUCCUCCAUAUAUUUCCUCUGUCCAAGUGAGCUUAGGUGGCUUCUCCUGUUCUUUUGACUAAACCAUAAGGAGAGACAGAGAGAGAUCCUUUGCCAAAGGGGCCUGGAAUCUCAAAUUAAAAAAAGAAGAAGCCCUGCCACUUUAUUUUCAAUCACUUUGUAUAAAGGAAGACUAUCUAUAGAAUUUAUCUCUCUCCUUUUUUUUUUUUAAAUUUUAAAGAGGUAUCCAGUGUUGUAGGUUUUCAAGCCUACAGUAUAGUGGUCUACGGAAAAAGACAGCAGCAAAUUUCCCAAAUAUACCGUUUAGAUCUCUUUUGAAAGGAAAAUAAUAAUAAUACAGGAAUAGCCAUUGCAAGGGUAUCUACUGCACUUCAUUUGCAAAGCGGACUCCUGACUCCACUGCUCCCUUGCCUGGUAGGAGAAGGAAAUAGCUAGACUAGGUAUUCUGCAGGUCUGAAGAAAUCCAAAAUGGGCUAUUCAGAAAAAGCAGCGUCUAAAAUGCUCUUCCUCCUGCUGCUGUUGUGCUCCGUGCCUCUUCUACAAGGCCUGCCGCUCUGGGAAAAUGAUGAUGUGGUCCCUGCCACUCCCUCCCCGCAGCUGGAGGCCCUCUCGUCAGAGGCCAUGGAUGGACCCAAGGAGGAGGAACUGGGGAUCUCUGCCGAGGUGAGGGGGUCCUCGCCCCCCAAUCCUGAAGGCCUCUCUGAGUUGCUGCAGGGGGCGCUGCUGAGGAAGGAGUUUCUGGGGGACGAGUUGAUGGAGGAGCCCAUCCUUGGAGGUAGUCCUUCCACCCUGCCCCCCUUCCAUCCUCCUGUCCAGCACCUGGAUGGCGGGAUGGUCCUUGAGACCUCCGAAGCCGCAGCCACCGGCCCUUCCCCUCUGACCACCGCAGCACCUCCCACCGGCUUUCUUCUCACAACCCCCCCAGCUUCGACAGCUGCUGCUCCUCCCCGCCUGCCCCCUCCACCUGAUGAGACAGGGUCCACCAGCCAACACAUCUCUGCCACCACAACAGCCUUCAUCCCUGAGGGUGAUGAGGAGACCACGACCACCCUUAUCACCACGACGACCAUCACCACAGUGCACACACCUGUACUUUGCAACAACAACAUUACCGACGUGGAGGGCUAUGUUGAAUCUCCAGAUUACGCUGGUGCCACUUUCUAUGGGGGCCUGGAUUGCACCUACACCAUCUCUGUUUAUAUGGGCUAUGGGAUAGAAGUACAGGUGCAGAGUCUGAACCUAUCCAAGGAGGAUUCACUGACGGUGGAAGGUCUAGGAGGGGAGAAGCCUGUUGUCUUGGCCAAUGAAUCCUUGAUGGUUGAGGGGCAAGUGAUCCGUAGCCCAACCAAUCAGGUGUUGAUUCACUUUCAGAGCUACCACACCACAACCCCUGGAAUUUUCAAAUUCCACUAUCAGGCUUUUCUACUCAGCUGUGGCUUCCCCAGCCGACCAGAGAACGGGGACGUCAUGGUGACCGACCUCCACCCAGGUGGUUCCGCCACUUUCAAGUGUGAGUCAGGUUUCCACCUGCGAGGUGAGGAGACACUCAUCUGCCUCAACGUCAGCCGACCUCGCUGGAGUGGCACUAGCCCUGCCUGUGUGGCUUCCUGUGGAGGGACAGUUCACAAUGCCACUCGUGGGCGUAUUGUGGCUCCUGAGGCCCCCGGCGGGCCUCGUGGUCGGAAUCUGACAUGCCGUUGGUUGGUGGAGGCACCUGAAGGCCAGCGGCUGCAUCUGCACUUUGAGAGAGUGGCACUGGAUGAGGAUAACGACAAGUUGAUGAUCCGUAGCGGGAGCAGCGCCUUUUCCCCUAUCAUCUAUGACUCUGACAUGGAUGAUGUCCCGGAACGGGGGUUGCUGAGUGAUGCCCAGUCUCUCAUCGUGGAGCUGACCAGUGAGGGCCCUGCCACUCCUCUCAUCCUCAGCCUGCGCUAUGAAGCUUUUGAUGAAGACCGGUGCUAUGAACCGUUCCUGGCACAUGGGAAUUUCAGCACGUCGGACCCAUCCUAUCACGUGGGGACUUUGGUUGAAUUUGCCUGCAGUGCUGGAUACAUGCUUGAACAGGGGCCAUCAGCCAUUGAGUGUGUUGAUCCAAGAGAUCCCCGCUGGAACGAAAGCGAGCCCACCUGCAAAGCAUUGUGCGGGGGGGAUCUCUCUGAGGCAACCGGUGUUGUCCUUUCCCCCGACUGGCCCCAGUCCUAUGGGAAAGGCCAGGACUGUGUCUGGGGCAUCCGGGUCCAGGAGGAGAAGCGGGUGUUGCUGGACAUCGAGAUCCUCAACAUCCGCAAGUCCGACGUGCUGACCAUCUUUGAUGGGGGCGACUUAACAGCUCGGAUCCUGGGGCAGUACCUAGGCCCCCACCCUCGCUUCAGCCUUUACUCUUCAGGCCCAGCUGUCACCCUCCAGUUCCAGUCGGAUCCUGGGGACCCCCUCUUUGGCCUCAGCCAGGGAUUCCUGGUGCGAUACAAGGAGGUCCCACGGAACGACACUUGCCCCGAACUGCCCGAGGUGGAGUUUGGCUGGCACACGGCUUCUCAUGCUGCCGUCAUCCGAGGCACAGUGGUGACUUACCAGUGCGAGCCAGGCUAUGACAUUGUGGGAUCUGACAUCCUCACUUGCCAGUGGGAUCUCUCGUGGAGUAACAGCCCCCCCACUUGUCAAAAAAUUGUGAACUGUGCUGACCCUGGGGAAAUCAGCAAUGGCAAACGCAGCGUGUCAGACCGACGCUUCUCCAUCGGCUCCCACGUCCAGUACUUCUGCCAUGAGGGCUACGUAGUGGAAGGGAGCAGCACGCUGACCUGUUACAACCGGGACACAGGCACCCCCAAGUGGAGUGACCGGGUGCCCAAGUGUGUCUUGAAAUAUGAGCCUUGCCUGAACCCUGGCGUCCCGGAGAAUGGGUACCAGACACUUUAUAAGCAUCACUACCAGGCGGGAGAGUCCUUGCGCUUCUUCUGCUACGAAGGCUUUGAGCUGAUUGGCGAAGUGACCAUCACCUGCAUACCAGGGCAUCCAUCCCAGUGGACCAGCCAGCCUCCGCUGUGCAAAGUGGCCUAUGAGGAGUUACUGAAUGGCCAGAAACUAGAAGUCACCCAGACGACAGACCCUUCCCACCAGAUGGAAGGCGGCAACAUUGCCCUGGCGAUCUUCCUCCCCAUCAUCGUGGUCAUCCUCCUCAUUGGUGGCAUCUAUGUCUACUAUACCAAGUUCCAGGGAAAGUCCCUCUUUGGUUUCUCUUUCUCCAGCUCCCACAGCUACAGCCCCAUCACCGUGGAGUCGGACUUUAACAACCCUCUCUAUGAGGCUGGGGACACCAGAGAAUACGAAGUUUCCAUUUAGAAGAGAUCUGAGGAUGUUAACCCGAGCGGGUUUGAAGAUCAGCGAAUGAGAACAAUUCCUGUUUCAGAGGGAAUAGUGGAAGGGGGGAGGGGCUUAAGGGAAAGGGAGGGGGGAGAGGGGUUUCCUCCUCUCUGCCACACAGAUUGGCUUUUUCUCCCUUCCUCCCCAUUUGGCUGCCUCACUGUCCACUCUCCCAGCUUUGGACGCCGUCAACUCCCCCACCCUUUGUAAAUAUCCUGUUCAAUGUGCCAAAUGCGUUUCACACACCAAACACACACACGCACACGCACACACACACACUUUUUCUGCUUUAUCUGUUGUUUACUUUUAUUUAUCUCGGUUUAUUUAUUAUCCACUCCUCCUCUCUUCCCCCUCCCUUGGUUUGUUAUUUCCUUUGCAGCUGAGGAAGAAAGAGAGUUCUCAUCCUUUUCUUUCUUGCUUGCUCCCUGCCCCACAACUCCUUUUCUAGGGAGUCGGAUGUCAGUUAUAGGUGCUGCCAUCAAAAACAAAAACAAAACUAUUUGUAACAAAGGUUGUACAAUAACAUCACCAAAAACCAGCAUAUGUGACUUGCAAGAGAACUUACCCUAAACAAGCUAUAUUUGACACUCAAAUGAACAGCAAAAAAGUCCCUACAAAAAAGAGAGAGAGAGAGACAUAAAAAACAGGUAGAGGCUACAAUAAAUUAUUUAUUUACUCAUUGCAUUUGUAUCCUGCCCGUCCUCCAAGGAAUUCAAGCUGGCACACGUGGUUCCCCUUUCUGCUAUCUUAUCUUCACAAUAACCCUGUGAGGAAGGUUAGAUUGAGAGAGAGAGUGAGUGACUUGGCUGUCAGAAUUAUACUCUAACCCUAAAUGCUCUGUAUGGAAGCCACCAAGUUUCCCUGGAAUUGGGAAUUACAAAUGGGUUCCUCUAACAAAGCCAGCAUCUGUAUUUUGAGUGGGAAUAGAGCAGAAGAGAUGACUUCUGUCUGAACAUCUAGAUAAUCUGGGUUUUACAUGGUUCCUGCAUAAUGAAUCUGAGUUGGCCUACAAGAAAUAAACCAGCAUGUAUAACUUUAAGGGGUUUCUAGUGACAUGACAGUAGCCCACGGGGCUAUAGGUAACAGUCUCCUCUGCAAUGGAAAAUGAUGCAGAAAUGAGGUACCAUCAUAGUAGCUUUACAAUCCAAUCCUGUGCAUGUUUACCCAGUAGCAAGUCCUAUUGUGUUUAAUGGGCUUACUCCCAGGAAAGUGUGCCUAGGAUCGCUGCCUACUAAGGGCUUCCUGAUUACAUUUCUGUUGCACUUCCUCUGACUUCCUUAUCCUUUGCUUGCCAACUCCACAAGCAAGAAAACCCGGGCGUCCCUAUAUGACGCAGGCCCUACAAACAGGUGUCCUUUAGCCCUUGCUUGAGAAUCCCUCUAAAUGGGCCCAGCCCUAUCCUUAGGCAGGAUGUGGUGACUUACCAGCCUCAGGCAACAGAUUCUCAGCUCUUUAGCUUGUUACCUCACUUUGGCGGUUUAGGCGUAAUGUAGAUUGUAUGCCUCAGGCCUCAAAAAGCUUUAAGAAAAAUAAAAAUGCCCGCCUGAGCAUCUUAGAGGUAGGGCCAAACCCAAUGGGACACUACAAUAUAUCACUGUCUAGUUUGAGGUUUACUUUAAAAGGGGGAAAUGCAGCCAUGUGGGGGCUUGCAGUUUUUAUGGGACUGUGAUGUGGAAUUAGGGGGGUCUUUAAUACUUUAGUUCCAUGCUUUUUCUGCCAGACCACCCCCCCCCCCCGCCCCAGCAGCUGUUUGGCACCCCUAAAGGUAUAAUUGAAACAAAUAGCACCUCUGAGAGCCUGCUGCAGCUUUGAUUCGGGGCACAGAAGACGGGUUAAACGUCCCCCUCAUCCAAGUCAUCAUGUAGCUCCUGUAGACUCCUGUGCAACUGCUCCUUUUCCCUUAAAAAACAAAUCCCAAACUACAUGAUGAUGCCGUUUAAUAUCUCAUCUCGCUUAGCUCUUAAUAUCCCUUUGAAGAGGGCUGGGGAUUUUUGAGACUCCUAGUUAGCUGUCAGGCCCUCCAGAAAUUUGGUUCGGGUGGCUUCUAGAAAUGUAGGGUACCAUCUUCUGGGAAGUUUUCCUGUUCAAGCCCUAUGGAUCAGUUUUUGUGUAGCCUGUGUUGACUUAAGACCUCUGUGUACUUGAGGCAGGGCUCCAAAUUCCACCGCCCUCAUUUUGUGCUCUCUCCUCUUCUUCCCCCCUUUUUUAAAAGUGGGGGCAGAAGGGUGUCUUGCCACCUCAGUGCCAUCCCAAUAAUCACCUGCCUGUGGAAGGGCUGUCUCUGUGUGUAGCUCUGUUCAUUUUAGUGGCACCUGUGGAGAAGAUCUUCCUAGGGGAUCGUGCCCUAGGAAACAAAACUAUUUGUUUCCCAGCUUUUCUGGCUCCUAAACGUGUGGUGUCAGCUCCUAAGCCUCUGAAACCUUUCUCCAGUUCUGCCUUUUAAAAUUGAGGCUGAACAUGAGUCCUGAACAUGCCCCUUUAAAGAAUGAAAUGGGGAGGCCAUCUUGUUUUUGAGCAUAUAUAUUCCUUGAAUAGUGUCAGUAACAUUUGGGACAAUAAUUCUGCAGGUUUUUCUCGAAGGGUAAAAUGCUGGCAGAUAGCAUGUCUCUUUCAUGAAUCAUAAACCACUGAAAGCCUUGGAGAGUUUUAAGAACAGUUGUGCCAUUUUUAAUGUUUAUUUUUUGUGUUUAGUUUGCAGUCCUUUAAGGAAAAAGAAGUGUACUGUAUAUAUUCCCCCAUUUAUCUAGUAUGCAUACAAAAAACAAGCAAACGGAGGGCUUGGUAGCCUCUGCUUCUUCAUAGUAGCCGUUGAUUUAUAAAUGACAGAAGAAUAUUUACUUUGGAAAUGACAGUAAUCCUUUUGAGGGUUGAUUUUCUUUUAAAGGGGAUAUCUUCAGUAUACUGCUUUAUGGAUUAAAUAUAGAUGGGUACAAACAAAAGGAGGGUUUUACUGACAAUUCCCUUUUUCAGUCUCGGAGUAGGAGAUCACUCAGAUAUGGCAUCCUCUUUAUGGAUGUUUCAGAAUUGGGGUAGGGGGCUUUUCAUGCAGCUCUCUCCUUUAUCUCCUUGGGGUGGGGGGAAGCAGGAACCACAUUGGCAAAAUAUGUGAGAAUGUCUUUAAGAAAUCAAACACUGAAAGGAACCUCAUCCCUUGGAGAAACCCUCCAUAAGCAUAUAGGAAAACCCUGAUGGAUUUACCCAAUUGUUCAAGCUGGGGGGGAAAGGAAACUUAAGGCCCCAAGGGGGUGUGUGGGUUGUCUUGAUUCAGAACUGCACCCGCCCAUCUACCUCCAAUAUGGGGCUGAAUACAGAAAUAAUGGCUGACAUACAGAGCAAGGACACACCAUGCAGUGAAAGCAGCGGCCUAACAGAGCUUUCAAAAAAACUGCAUUGGUACAGCGGGAAAGCAGAAAUUUUUUACUCUCUCCCCCUCCCCAGGAAGCCUUCUGUGCUACCCAAAAAUACAUCCUUGAGGGUUGUGCAACCCUUGGGGACAUAGUUUUGGGUAACACACAAGGUUUCCUGGGUAGUGGAAGGUGUCAAAAAUUGCGGCUUUCCUGCUGCAUGGUGCAUUGAGAAGGUCUUUUAGGUUUCUCUCUUGCUGCACCGGUACAUUCCUGCUCUGUAUUUCAGCCAUUAUUUAUCUGUCCUUUGUAGUAUUAUCAGAUGGACUCUUAUCCCCGUGGCUGUUCUCUUGCAUUUUGGAAAAGGGCAAAAAGGAUCAAUUACUCCAGCUUUUCUUCUUCCUCCAUGGACAACCCUGUUAGCCUGCUGGUUCCAUUCAUACUGUGGGGGAAAGCCAGUGAGAGGCGACUCCAAGGAAGAAGGAAUUUUCUAGGGAAUGCUUCCCUUUGCAUCUUUACCCUUCACACCCCUAUUUUUCAGCCCUUGGGUAUUCCCCCCCCCCAUUUUGCUUUUAUUUUGGAGCAAUAAAUAAAACGCACCAUUUGUAAAA
Molecule: messenger RNA, 7777 nt
Organism: Hemicordylus capensis (graceful crag lizard)
Lineage: Eukaryota; Metazoa; Chordata; Lepidosauria; Squamata; Cordylidae
Gene: SEZ6L2
Product: seizure related 6 homolog like 2
Exons: 18
Coding region: 931-3801 (956 amino acids)
Biological process (GO): synapse maturation
Cellular component (GO): endoplasmic reticulum; neuronal cell body
Source: RefSeq, a predicted model, not a curated record